UGUGUGUGUCCACACACAAUUAAGGCACCACAUGCAUACGAAAGUAGCGUACGUAUAUGUGUGUGCACGCACGCAUGGCAUUUGUGUGUGUGUGUGUGUGUGUGCAGGGCUCGGCUCGGCUCACAGGCUAUCAUUGACGCCCAGGCGGACAGUCUGAGCCGCACACGGGGGCGGCACACGAGGCGGGCCCUGCUGCAGGCCGCACACCGGAAAGCUGAAGGGGAUCGCCCGCUUGCCAUUCGCCUGCAGAAAGAACCAGUACUGCAAACCAGACACACACACCAGCACCAGGUAUGUAUUGUGUGUAUGGCAUGCUUGGGGUCUUUUCCGCUUGCGAGGACGAUGAAGCGCCACAGGCGGCUGUGCGGGACGCUAUCCGGCAGUCGUUGUCCCCUGCACACAGCAGCAAGACGACAAACACAGACAGAUUGGCCGCUGGUUAAGCUCUGUCUGUCUGUCUGUCUGUCUGUGUGUCAGCCGAUGCACGCACGUCGGAUGCGCAGCUUGGUCCAUUCCCCAUUGAGUACGGUCCAGUGCUGAAUGGGGAACACAGCCAUACCUCGACUUUCUCGGCACCCGUCAGUUUCUUGCCAUCUUCUGAUGCGAACUGGUAGAGCAAGGCAAUCGUCCACACCAGCAGAGGGGUGAUGAUGCAGAACGCGGACAACGCGCCGAUCGCGCAGUUCGUAGACGGUAUGCACUGCCCCACAAGCGGCCAAAACUGCACACGAAGAGGAGGCAUGACUGAAUGUCCUUGGGAUCGCUCCCGAGGAUCUCCUCGGCCACAUGCCCCUGCAGCAACGCACGCACACCACACCAACGGUGUUAUGUAGACACGUUUGGCGUUGGUGUUGGUGGGGGGAAGAGAACCUCUGAGCGCCGGUGCCCCCUGAUAACCGCCCUGCUGCUCCUGCUUGACAGCUGCGUGACAAGAGUGCCCGCUAGGUACCCCCACACCUGUACACAUACACACACAGAGCACGCACACACACACACGCAGGCGGUCCAGCUCCUCUCUGUGCUGCUUGGUGAUGGUGUCCAUCUGUGCCAUGGCGGCCUUGUCGGCCUCCUCCCGCACCUGCUGGCUCACUCGACGCACACGGUCGUCGGCACUGCACACACACAGGGAUGGGGGGACACAAGGGAUGGUGCGUGUCAGUGUGUGCUGCUGUGCUCACGUCUUUUGCGCCUUUUUGAUUGGCUUGUCUCUGUCUUUCAUGAGGUCCUCGAGUGUGCUCCGCUGCACAUUGGCCGCCUUCCUCUCCUUCUCAGCCAU
This is a messenger RNA of Vitrella brassicaformis, 1276 nucleotides long. The record is from the annotation of a GenBank genome assembly. NCBI's taxonomy places the organism in Eukaryota, Vitrellaceae.